Molecule: messenger RNA, 390 nt
Organism: Effrenium voratum
Lineage: Eukaryota; Dinophyceae; Suessiales; Symbiodiniaceae
Source: the annotation of a GenBank genome assembly
AUGAUUGCGGCAUUCAACGGGCGCACACGCAUCAUCGAGGCGCUGCUGAGAGAUCGCUCCACUGAUGUGCGCCAGACGAACAAGUACCUCACCACCGCCCUGCACUAUGCUGCACAGCGUGGUCAUGCGGCCACCAUCGAGAUGUUGGUGGAGGCCAAGGCGGAGGUGAACGCCCUGGACCGGCACAGCGACACCCCGCUGAGCUGGGCCUCGCGGAGCGGGCACCUGGACGCGGUCAAGAAGCUCAUCGAGUACGGCGCCGAUCCCUUGCUGGACAACAAUGCCAGCGAGGAUCCCAUCGAGCUGGCGAAAGCCGGCGGCCACGAAGAGGUGGCUGAGGUCAUGGAGGCAUCAGUGGAGGACAAGGAGCAGCUUGCGAUGUCCACCUGA